AUAAAAUGCAAUGUUUCUCCACUAAAAAGGUGUGAUUACUGUACACAUUUGCGAGAAACCCGGAAUAAGCACGUGAAUAAUAGGCAGCAAUAUGAGUGCUGCUACGUGCAUGCAAGGACGUUAAGCGUGCUUGGUGUGCGUGAAUAUUUAAAUUUGCCAAUUUUUGAUCCAUUUCCAUUUUCAGGAAGAUGACGCGGGUUUACAAGAGGAAGCAUCCCGACAGAGCUCAAACAUCGAACGAUUUGAUCCUGGAUGCUGUGAGAUUGGUGUGCGAUGAAAAGAAAAGUAGAAGAGACGUAGCAGAAGCUUUUGAAAUAUCAAAAUCAUCGCUUGGCCGAGCAGUGAAGAAGUACAGAGAAUGCGGUGACACAGGUGGCAUCAUGUUCAAGUCCAAUUUGGUCUGCGGAAUGGUCUUCAAAACAGAAGAUGAAGUACUCUUGAAAGAAUAUUUGCUGAAAGCAAGCAAAAUGCAUUAUGGGCUUACGAGAAUGCAAGUUCGUUCACUGGCGUACGAGUUUGCAACAGCCUUAAAGAGGAAGUGCCCGGCAUCAUGGGAGCAGAAGAAGGUAGCUGGAAGAGACUGGUUUAUGGGCUUUAUGGACCGCGAUCCCGAGCUAUCGCUUCGAUCGCCAGAAGCGACCAGUCUGGGUCGGGCAACAAGCUUCAAUAAGAACAACGUCGAUGCUUUCCUUUGAAACCUGAAAAGUGUCUACGACCGAUACAAGCUAACUCCGGACCGCAUCUACAAUUGUGAUGAAACGGGUUUCACAACUGCACACAACCCACCAAAGGUAGUAGCAGCACGUGGAGAAAAGCAAAUCGGUCAGGUUACAUCCGCAGAACGCGGCAAACUGGUGACUGUUUUGUGCACUGUCAAUGCCAUCGGAAACGCCCUGCCACCAGUGUUCAUUUUCCCACACGUGAGGUAUAAAGAUUUUUUUCUAAAAGGCGCCCCGGCAGGAAGCCUCGGUUUGGCAAGCAAGUCGGGCUGGAUGUCGAGCGAACUGUUUUUGCUGGCGUUAGAGCACACUGUGAGACAUACGAAGUGCUCGAAGGAGGAGCCAAUUCUCUUGAUACUCGACAAUCAUGAAAGCCAUGUGAGCAUCAACACCAUCAACAAGGCCAAAGAGAGCGGAGUCAUCCUGCUGACCUUUCCCCCACACUGUAGCCACCGCCUGCAGCCAUUUGAUGUGUCCGUGUACGGACCAUUUAAAUCUCGGUACAACGCUGCUUACAAUGAUUGGCUCAUAAAUAACCCCGGGAAGACCAUCUCCAUCCACAAUGUUGCACAACUAGUUGGAUCCGCCUACGUAUUAACGGUGACACAAAAGAACAUAAUCUCGGGCUUUCAAAAAACUGGAAUUUGGCCUUUCAAUAGCGAGCCCUUCACUUCGGAUGACUACAUGAUGUCAUCAGUCACUGACAGACCCUUAACGUCCGUAAGCGGAGAGGUGUCACGACAGACGGCCACCAUCACCGAGAAAACGGACAGCGCAAGCCGACUGGAAAGUGAUUUGAACUUUGAGACAAACGGCCAUGGAGCUAGCAACGUCUCUACAGAUGUCUUCCCACCUACUGUCGCCAACGCAGCCUCAACGUCAACUGUAUCUCCCAGCCGGAUUGUUCCGAGCGACCUAAGGAUCUACCCUAAGGCUGCACCGCGUAAGACAGGGCAAAAAGGAAGGAAGAUAGGUAGGACAAAAGUCCUUACGGAUACACCCGAGAAGCAUGCGAUUGAACAAGAAGCUGCAGAGAGGCUGGCACGACAGAGUCUGAAAAAAAGAGCGCUUAUCACAGCUAAGACUGUCGCCACUACCCGCCCAAAAAAGAAACGGCGACUUCAGAAGGAGUUCAGUUCUUCAAGGGAAGACGACACUGUUGCUGUUGCAUUUGAUGAUUCAGACAGUGACAUGUCGGGUUCCGAUAAUGAGAGGCGGGACAUUUCUGAGGCCGAUUGCCCAAAUAGAACUUUUCAAGUGACAAAAGGCGAUUUUGUCCUUGUCAGAUUUGGUAAGAAAAAAUCUGACGUUUAUUACACGGGUAGAGUCGAAAGUAGUGACAAUAUUGACGUCAGUGUCCAGUUCCUUCGAAAGAAAGAAGAGAGCUCAAAGUUUUACUUUCCUCCGCAGAAAGAUAUAGGGACUGUGCCAAUAACGGAUAUUGUGAAGAAGCUGCCAGCGCCAAAAACUAUUGGGGGAACGAAGCGCCUGCAAGCUUGCUUCAAGUUCGAUGUGGAACUAUCAGCUUUUAAUGUCCGCUGAAGACGUUGGGACCGAUAUUUUACUGGGGUCCCAUUCCUCCCAAAGGAUGUCCCACUCCACCCGAAGGGACAGGUGGAAUGGGACAGAUUUUAGCUGUUAGAAACUAUUUUUUAGCAGUUGCUCUAGAAGUGGCAGUAACCUGUGUUUCGCAGAAUUUGCGCAGCUUGUUUCGACUUGUACUAUCCAUCAACCAUCUUUUUGCGUUCAAAAUAAACAAAACUAAA
Molecule: messenger RNA, 2485 nt
Organism: Ixodes scapularis (black-legged tick)
Lineage: Eukaryota; Metazoa; Arthropoda; Arachnida; Ixodida; Ixodidae
Exons: 1
Coding region: 993-2261 (422 amino acids)
Cellular component (GO): nucleus
Molecular function (GO): DNA binding
Source: RefSeq, a predicted model, not a curated record